AUGGCAAUAGGAGGUUUCGAGAUGGAGCUUUUAAUGACAAAGCUCGAUUACUUGCAAGACAAACUGCAAGAGGUGGAGCAAACUAUGAAAAGUUCGCUGAAGGUGAAUAACCAGCACAAGUUAAGUGAAAACACGAUGAUAAUGGAGAAAAAUGUCGACUCUUUGUAUGAAACGGAGCAUCUACAGGAGAAGCUAACAAAGCACGAAAAUAAUAUUAACGAAAAGAUCGAGACAAUCGAGGCCAAAAUGCAUGCAAUGGAAGACUCUUUGAAAAAGAGUCUGGAGGCAUCCGAAGAGAAUACACGGACCAAAUUGGAGGAAUUGAAGAAUCAUAUGAUACCCAAGAUGGACCUCAUUCAGGAAACAUUGCAAACUGAGCUCAAGAAACUAGAAGAAAAUAAGGAAAUUCUUGAUAUGCUCACGAAUUCGAUAUAUAAUUUAACUACCAAUGCAGAAACACGCAGUAAGACAUUGGAAGACCACUUAAUAGCUCCUAUCCGUUCAUGUCGACAGGCUGCCAACGAAUCUGGCACGUAUCUGUUAAGUUUGUCAAAAAAAUCUAAACCAUUCGAGGUCUUUUGUGAGCAAAAUAAAUUCGAGGGCAACUGGACGGUAAUCCAGCAUAGGUUCGACGGUUCAGUUGACUUUUAUAGGAACUGGACGGAGUACCGCAACGGAUUCGGGAAUGUUGAUGGCGAAUUCUGGCUCGGGCUAGAAUACGUGCAUCAAAUUACCAAAAACCGACCCCAUGAACUGCUGGUGGAGGUAAAAGAUUUCCAUGGAAACUACGGGUACGCUAAGUAUGGAGAGUUUGAGAUAGGGGACGAAUCGGAGAAGUAUGUGUUGAAGAAGUUAGGGACAUACUCAGGGACAGCAGGAGAUUCGAUGCAGACCCACAAGAAUAAAAAGUUUAGUACAUUCGGUCGCGACAAUGACAAUUUUAUUGGAAGUUGUGCUACGAAAUAUCACGGAGCCUGGUGGUACAACGACUGCCUCAGUUCCAAUUUGAACGGGCGUUACCAGAACACAACAGGUGAUGCGAGUGCGAUGUCGUGGUUCCAUUUCAAAAACGACAGGCGUGGUUUGUCGUACUCACGAAUGAUGAUUCGCGAUAUCAUUAAUUAA
Molecule: messenger RNA, 1125 nt
Organism: Anopheles coustani
Lineage: Eukaryota; Metazoa; Arthropoda; Insecta; Diptera; Culicidae
Product: fibrinogen-like protein A
Exons: 2
Coding region: 1-1125 (374 amino acids)
Source: RefSeq, a predicted model, not a curated record